This is a messenger RNA of Nannospalax galili (Upper Galilee mountains blind mole rat), 1293 nucleotides long. RefSeq names its product melanoma-associated antigen B16-like. The record is from RefSeq and is a predicted model, not a curated record. Gene Ontology annotation, biological process: negative regulation of transcription by RNA polymerase II. NCBI's taxonomy places the organism in Eukaryota, Metazoa, Chordata, Mammalia, Rodentia, Spalacidae. Bases 1 to 1293 code for a protein of 430 amino acids. Gene Ontology annotation, cellular component: nucleus. The transcript has a single exon.
AUGUCUCAGAUUCAAGAGAAUCCAAAGUGCAGAGCUGACCAAGGCGAGACCUGCAAGGAGACCCAGGGCCUUGAAGUUGCACAGAUCUCCAAGGAAGUGGAAGAGUCACGGUCCAUCCCUCCUCCUCUGGUACUUACCACCCCAAAAGGCGAGACCUGCAAGAAGACUGGGGGCCUUGAGGUUACAUGGGUCUCUGAGGAUGUGGAAGAGCCAUGUUUUUCCCCUCAUCCUCUUAUGUCUAGCAGCCCAAAAGGCGAGACCUGCAAGGAGACCCAGGGCCUAGAGGUUGCACAAGUUUCUGGGAAUGUAAAGGAGCCAUCUUCCUCCUCUCAUCCUUUGUUGCCUAGCAACCAGAAGGAAGAUCCUAUGGAUGAGACACUCAGUACUUCUUGGGGUCCUGAGAGUUCUGUCUUUGCCAUUGCUGCUGCAGCCUCAUCUUUAAACCAAUCUGGUGAGGGUCCCAAUAGGCAACAAGUGCAAGGUAUCCCACUUAACCUAGUGCAGGGUAGCCCAUCUAACCUAGCAGAGGGUAUUCCAUUUAACCUAUCACUUCUGCCAGUUAUGCAGCAUGCACCUGAUGAUCGUGUAGGUAAGAAAGUAGAUUUCAUGGUGAAUUACAUGCUCUGCAAGUAUCAGAUGAGAGAGUUAAUGAGCAGGGAAGAUAUGAUAAGAACUGUCAUCAGAGAAGACAAGAGUCACUUCCACGAGAUCCUCAUGCGAGCAAAUGACCGCAUGGAGAUGGUCUUUGGCCUAGAGGUGAGGGAAGUAGAUCCUGUCAAUCAUUUCUAUGGCCUCUUUAUUAAAUUAGGCCUCACCUAUGAUGGCAUGCAUAAUCAUGGAUAUUCCUUUCCCAAGACUGGUCUCCUAAUACUUAUCCUAGGUGUGGUCUUCAUAAAGGGCAAUCGUGCUACCGAAGAGGAGAUAUGGGGAGUGCUGAAUCCAAUGGGAAUCACUGCUGGGGUACCGCAUUUCCUCUUUGGGGAUCCCAGACAGCUUGUAACUGAAGAGUUUGUGAGGGAGCACUACCUUGAAUACCAGCCAGUGCCUGAUAGCUUUCCUGUGAGGUAUGAAUAUAUGUGGGGCCCAAGAGCUCAUGCUGAAACUAGCAAAAUCAAAGUUUUAGAGUAUUUGACCAAGGUUCAUGGGGGACACCCCAGUGAUUUCCAGUCUCAAUAUGAAGAGGCUCUGUUAGAAGAAGAGAGAGUACUUACUAUGCUUUCAGAAAGAGCUACCUCCAGUUCAAUGGCCUCCGAAAGCUCCUGUGACAUGGCCAAUAGGUUCCCCUCACCCUAG